AUGCUUGUGGAUUCAGAACUUCUAGUGGUGGAUGUUGUCGAGAGUCCAGAAGAUAAGAAUAAGGGUGACAAUAAGACAAUUGAUAAUGAAAGGGAAAAUGUUGCGAAUGGUGUUGGCCACGCUUACAGAGCCAGCAGCAUGACCAAAGGACCCAUCGCUUUGCUGGUAAGGGAUGUUGUGGGGCGAACAGAUUUUUCCCUUCCCAACCCUCGUUUCCAUAAUUAUUCUUGUCCUGAUUACGGACCCACCCAGCCCAUAGUGAGCGGUGAAGGUGAUCGAUCGACUAAUCGCCGUGCAAAACGAGCGGAAAUAAUGGAGUGGCUUGCAUUUGCAUUUGCAUUCGCAUUUGAAUUUGCAUUCGCUGACUUUGUUGGGGAAACAAUGACACAUUCUGUUGUUACCAUUGAGGUGGUAAAGAAAAGCUAA
Molecule: messenger RNA, 426 nt
Organism: Sphenostylis stenocarpa
Lineage: Eukaryota; Viridiplantae; Streptophyta; Magnoliopsida; Fabales; Fabaceae
Source: the annotation of a GenBank genome assembly